This is a messenger RNA of Dinoponera quadriceps, 3429 nucleotides long. It is a transcript of the gene eys, whose product is annotated as protein eyes shut-like. Bases 145 to 3396 code for a protein of 1083 amino acids. The record is from RefSeq and is a predicted model, not a curated record. Lineage: Eukaryota; Metazoa; Arthropoda; Insecta; Hymenoptera; Formicidae. The transcript has 16 exons. Gene Ontology annotation, molecular function: calcium ion binding.
CCCAUCGACUUUUCCAAAUUCCUCGGCAGUACCGAGACGUCGACAUUAGCGGAAUCUGCGUUCUGUUUAUUGCGAGCGUAUGUAAGGCUAUUUAGGCUGGCUUACAAGCGGAGUUAUUGCGCGAGGAACGCGUGCUUCGUUCUAAUGGUACUGUCGACCACGAUGACGGUAUUCGCGCUGGAUUGCAGCGGAGACCCUUGCAUGUACGGCAUCUGUUUGGACAACGAGAACAGCAGCACCUACUCCUGUUACUGCAUCGACGGCUACACAGGGAUCAACUGUGAGAUCAAUUGGGACGAGUGCUGGUCGGAUCCUUGCUUCAACGGCGGCACGUGCAACGACGGCAUCGCCUCGUACAAUUGCACGUGCACCGACGGUUUCGUAGGUGUAAAUUGCGAGCAAAAGUACAGCGAGUGCUCAAACCACCCGUGCCUCAACAAUGGUACCUGCGUCGAUGACGAUGGCUUCAUUUGUCAAUGCCCGGAUGGAUACUCAGGAGACUACUGCGAGAUCGACGCCUCGGUUUGCAACGAGACCAUCUGCAAAAAUUCGGGCGAAUGCGUCGAGGGGCCCGGGUUCUCGUUCUUUUGUCGUUGUCGCGAAGGAUGGACCGGCACCCUCUGCGACGUGGACAUCGACGAGUGUCUCACCUCACCGUGUAAGAACGGUGGGCUCUGCAUCAAUGUCCCGGCUUCCUACACUUGCGCUUGUCUAUUCGGUUUCACCGGGAAGGAUUGCGACAAGACGAUCGUGCCGUGCGACGAGAAUCCUUGCCAAAACGGAGCGGUGUGUCUCCUGGAGGACGAGCGUCCGGUUUGCUACUGCGUCCCGGAUUAUCACGGCGCCCUGUGCGAGCUGCGGUACGACGACUGCGAGUCGAAGUUCGCUCACUGCGGCAACGGCGGCACUUGCAUCGACGGUAUCAACAGUUUCACCUGCUCCUGCUCGCCCGGAUACGGCGGGCCCAUGUGCGAGUACAGCUUUCCCAGCACGAGCACGGGCUUCGUCGAAGCGGAAGAGACGUCCGAGAGUCCAAGCGGAACUACCGUCUCCGUCACUUCGCCUAAAGACUCGACCUCGAUGUUGGACACUUCCGUUUCUUUGUCGUCGACCUCCAGCUUCACCACUUACUCAACGUCCCCGAGAACGAGCGUUGAGCCUUACAAGACGACGUCGACGUACGGAGGCCCUCUCAGCAGCGCGGAAACCGCUGCUUUCCCGGUUGAUGUCACCUCGACGGGCUUCACGACUCAGGGUGAUUUUAUCACGUCGGAGUUUGCAACGUCCGCCGCUACCGAAGGCUACUCUCAUGCCGUAACCGAGACGAGAAGUACCGAGGUUUACCUUCCGACCGGGAGGUCGAUUCACGAUGGCGAAGUUACCGGUGACUACGAUCAGACGACCAAGAUGAUGUAUCCAACAAAUUUCUCCGAUAGAGCGGAUGAAGACGCAACGCGUGUGACGACGGAGUACGUGACAAGCUCCAACCGUCGACCCACGACUAUUUCUACGGACGAAGGGCAAAAAGACGAAAGAACGACCGUGACAAGCGUCACCACGGACCACGGUACCGACACGACGGAAUCGACGCAGAAUAGAAGCACCGAUCUCGGGACCACGAUCGCAGAUUUGCCCCAAACCGUUCUACCUCUAACCACUUCCUCAUCGACACUGCCAUCGGUGUUAACUUCGACUGGGAAGUUUGACACUCCGACGACGAUAUCUUCCGUCGCGUUAACGUCCACCAGCGUGUCUUCGUUGAGCCCUGUGACCGAAGCCAGCAGCACCGUAGAAAUCGGCACUUGUCAUGGAAGUCUGUGCUCUACGAGUCCCACCACUACACUGACUCCGCGCAAUGCCACGGAUUACGCCGAAGGCUGCAAGACAGAUUCGACCGUCACGCAGGCGGCCUUCAAUGGCAAAUCCUUCGCCAGACAACGCGUCGAGGUGAUAAUCACCGACCAGAAGAGCGCCACGCUGCGAAUUUACGUCAAGCUCAGGACAGCGUUCAAGAACGGAAUAAUAUUGCACGUUUACUUCGACAACGAGAGGUAUUCUCUGGUAUAUCUGGAACUCGGCUCGUUAAAGUUCCAAUUUUCUUGCGGUCUGGAAACCAUGCUGCUCGGCGAGAUCGAUGCCGCUAUCGACAAUGGUCACGAAGUCGGCAUUGACAUGAGCUUUCAGUACGUUGCCAACGACGAAAAUGAGAAAUGUUUUGCCAAAUUGCUGGUCAACGGCACCAUGGCGGUGACCGGCGAGCAAAUACUGCCACAACGAGGGAUGGUCCCCAAACACGCCAAUUUGUACAUCGGAGGCAUCCCGUUAACGUUCUCACAUUACUUUCCUCACGUAGCUAUGGGAUUUAUCGGUUGCAUGGAUUCUCUGAAGGUGAACGACAUUUCGCGACAUUUCAUUCACGACUCCACAGAAACGUUUCAGAUCGAGGAGUGCACGUCGUUCCUGUGCCUGUCCAAUCCGUGUCAGAACUUCGGCGCGUGUGAAGAGAGCGACGGUAGAAUUCGUUGUAGAUGCAUAGCGGGUUACACCGGGCCUCUGUGCGAACAUUCGGCGUGUAACGAUAAUCCUUGCUCGAUGGGUGCGACGUGCGUGAGCUCACCGGGCACCGGCUUCAUCUGCGUCUGCCCCCUCGGCAGCCACGGGCUUUUCUGCGAAGAAGACGCUAUCCUAGUACGACCGGCCUUCUCGGUCCUCGUUCCCGGCUUCGCCUCGUACAUCGCUUACGGCGUGCCGACCUCGGUCAAGGACACGAUGGAGCUGAAGCUACGACUCAUUCCCCGCACGUUCGACCAGAUCUCGCUGAUAGCGUACUUCGGGCAACGCGGUUUGCGCCGCGACGCCUCGGAUCAUCUCUCGAUAACGUUCGUUCGCGGCUACAUCAUGCUCACGUGGGAUUUGGGCUCCGGAGUGCGAAGGAUCUUCACCAGCGACUCGCUGAGUUCCACGUUGGGAUCGGCCGGUAAGAGCAAAACUUACACGGUUCGGGUUGGAAGAAGAGGCAAGGAAGCCUGGCUCGCCGUGGAGGGUGUGGGCAACGUGAGCGGCCAGGCGGUAGGAUCGAUGACUCAGCUGGACGUAUCGCCCGUUCUCUACAUCGGCGGAUACAAGUCGAAGAACUUCGAGACGUUGCCGCAUGACCUGCCUCUGCACACCGGCUUUUCCGGAUGCAUAUUCGACGUCGAACUGCGCACGGACACCUCGAUCCUUCCGCUGACCGGCUCCAGCCCCGCUACCGGCCGCGGUGUGGGCGAGUGCAAUCGCAAUGAGUGCAUCCGCCACUCGUGCAAGAACGGCGCUGUGUGCUUGCACCAUGGAGCGUCGUACAGUUGCAUUUGCACAAAAGAAUGGGUCGGACCUGACUGUUCCAUUCCAGUCUGACUCGUCGUCGGAGAACGAUCUUCCGGACGCCGC